UUGUUCGAAUCGAGUGUGUAAAUUUCUACUUUAUUAAGUUUUUGUGAAGAUAGUUUAAAUUCAUUUCUUUUUAACUUCGAUUUCUCUGGCCGGAUGCUAAUUAAAAGUUAAAUAAUUUUAAAAGAAACCGGUAAAAUUUUCGCGGAAAUUUUAAAAAGAAAUUUGUCGUAUCAAAAUGUGGUUAAUGUAGCAGAUAAUAACAAAAUUCUUCUGCUUUCUAUAUUUAAAAAAAAUUCAUUAGUAUUAUUAAUUUUAUUUAAAUUCACCUAAAAAAGGAAAUGAUCAGGGGAAUGUCAAUACAGAGUUAUAUAAAUCGCAACUAACUGAGGGUAUAUAUGUAGUUUAAAGUAUACGCAUUACAGACGGGUAUAGAAAUAUGCUCUCCAGCGUAAACUAAUACCACAUUUAUCUACUUCGUGUGAAUGUCAGUUUGCAUUCAUUCAAUAGCAAAAUCCUAAAGUGCUUGACCGCAAGAUUAGCGCAACAUAUACAGCGAAGGGAAUAUCAGACAAAACGUCGCGGAAAAAGAGAAAAAAAUAAGGGGAAAGAGACUGAUAGGAAGCACAGUGAGGCAAAGAUAUAGUGUGCACAGCAGAGCGCGCUAGCGCAGCAUCGGUCGAGGGUCGGACAGGAAUAAACAUAAAUGAGUAACCACUAAGUAGAGACAUUGUUGCCUUCGUUUAGUUGGUGUGGUUCCUGGUGGUAGUUUGCUGCGAGAGCUGCUACCUUCUUUUAUAAACAACAGCAGCUUAUUUCGCUGAGAAAAAUGCUUUCUGACGGUGUUGAACGCUUAUUUUCGCUGACGCGUUUAAUUGGUUUGCUGCUGCUCGUAUCAACCAACGCAAUUUCAGUGUUAGGGCAGCAACAGGCCCAACAGCAAGUUUGUCCUGAGCAAAAUGUUAUUGCUCCCUGUAUUUGCACAGUUAAAAAAAACGGCUUGGAUAUCUUAUGCGAGACCACAGAUCUGGCUCAUAUAACUAAAUCUUUAGGAACGCUUAAAGAUAAAAGUCCCAUCAUUUUCUAUUUGAAAUUGCGUCACAAUAAUUUACCUAAACUACAAGGUUUUGUAUUCCUGGCUCUGGAUAUACGUCACCUUACCAUACAUAAUAGCAGUUUGGCUGCCAUUGAGGAGAGCGCCCUCAGCUCUUUGGGUAAGGGUCUUACACAGUUAGAUGUGUCCCUGAACCAAAUGAAAACAGUGCCCUCCUUGGCAUUGAAACAUCUUUUUCAUUUGUUAAUUUUAAAUUUAAAUCAUAAUAAAAUUACAAUUUUACAUAACAAUGCCUUCGACGGGUUGGACACGUUAGAGAUAUUAACAUUGUACGAGAAUAAAAUCAAUACUAUUGAGCCGGAAGCUUUCCGCGGUAUAGAGAAAAAAUUGAAACGUCUGAAUUUGGGUGGCAAUGAACUAAGUGCAGUGCCGCAGAAAGCAUUAUCAAUUUUAGAUAAUCUGAAGAAAUUGGAAGUUCAAGAAAAUAAAGUGAAAACUAUACGUGAGGGUGAUUUUGCUGGUCUUGAGAAUUUAGAUUCCUUGAUACUGGCUCACAACAUGAUUACUGGCGUACCGGCUAACGUUUUCUCCCAUUUGUCACUUUUAAAUUCAUUGGAGCUAGAGGGCAAUAAAAUUGUUAAUAUCGAUAAAGAUGCUUUCAGGGGCUUAGAAGAAAACUUGCAAUACCUUCGUUUGGGCGAUAAUAAUAUUCACGCCAUACCUAGUGAAGCGUUGCGGCCUUUGCAUCGAUUGCGACAUCUUGAUUUACGAAAUAAUAACAUCAGUGUGAUUAGUGAUGAUGCAUUCACCGGUUAUGGUGAUUCGUUGACAUUUCUUAACUUACAGAAAAAUGACAUUAAAAUAUUACCCAGUAUGAUAUUCGAGAACUUGAAUUCUUUGGAAAGUUUGAAUAUACAGAACAAUAAAUUAACUCGCAUUCCGCCCGACAUAAUGGAACAUAUUAUUGACACGAUGCGAGUAAUUGAUAUAACAGAUAAUCCUUUGGUAUGCUCUUGUGAAUUGACAUGGUUCCCAAAGCUAUUGCAAGAGUUAAAAAAUAGAGACGAUGAAAUGGCACAGAAGAAGAAACCUGUCUGCCAUAUGUCCAUUGAAAAUCGAGAAUAUUAUGUGCAGGCUAUGCCCUUGGAGAAAAUGCAUUGUGUCGGCUUACAAACAGAUGGCGCUGGAUUAAACCUAUUAGACAAUGGUGUGUUGUUAAUGUGGACUUUACUACUAGUAGUACUAGGAACAGUGAAUAUGCAUGAUGUGAUGAUGAUGUUUUUGUGUACUUUUUAAGGACUCGAUUGGUGGAAAAAAUGGAAGAAGUAAAAAGCAAACAAAAGAAAACAAACAUAUCAUAGAUACGCGCACCGCUAUUUUUAGAAGGAAAACCGUGGUUUUCGUUUUUUAAGAAUCUCUUUUUUUACCUAAGAUUAUUGAUUAUUAUAAAUAUUAAUAAAACUUCUAUAGGGAUUUAUAGGGAUGUGAAACACCUCCGAAACGAAUAAGAGUUUAUUUUUUAUUAAAUCGUAUCUAAAUGUCGUCCCGCGCUUUUAGAGAAGCUUUUUUUAAGAGAAUAUUUUAUAAAAAACACUUCUUAUAUGUUGUGAAUAUAUUUUCACACAUAAAUACUAUGAACACUACAAUCCCUACAUGUGUGUUGGGUUGUUAUUUAUAUUAAUGAAACAAAAGGAAAAAUAAAACCAAUAUGCAAAUAUCCACGUCAUUGUAACACACAAUCAUUUUGUUUCUUAAAUAAAAUUAAAUUUGAUAAAUAAAUUAAGUAGUGUUCCAAUUACAAAUAUUACUUACAUUUUAAAUCACCUAAAUGUUUAGAAAUAUUUACACAUAAAUACACAUUUAUUGAAAAACAAAAAUUUGUAAUUCUUUUAAACAAAAUUUUAAU
This is a messenger RNA of Glossina fuscipes, 2897 nucleotides long. Its product is annotated as leucine-rich repeats and immunoglobulin-like domains protein 2. The record is from RefSeq and is a predicted model, not a curated record. NCBI's taxonomy places the organism in Eukaryota, Metazoa, Arthropoda, Insecta, Diptera, Glossinidae. The coding region runs from base 767 to 2287 and encodes 506 amino acids. The transcript has 9 exons. Gene Ontology annotation, molecular function: protein binding.